UCCCGUGCUCUUUUAUCCGGAACCUUUCGCAGUUAGUCGUUACCCUCCGGAAAGAUAUUAGGGAAGCUCCUGUUUCAUCAUGUCGCGGCACCUUCGCUUCAUAGCUCGGACGGUGAUGGUUCAAGGCGGCGACGUCGAUGUGGCGUACAGGACCUUAAACAGGCUUCUAACCCAGGAUGGGAUAAUCGAAACGGUGAAGCGCAAACGCUACUUCGAGAAGCCUUGCCGAGAGCGACAGAGGAAGAACUUCGAGAACUGCAGGCGCAUUUACCACAUGGAAAUGGCUCGAAAGAUUGCUUUUGUCUCCAAGACAAACAGAGAGGAUCCCUGGCUCGGCUGCUAGGGAGGUUGAAUGUGUUGAGAACGGACAAUAAGGACGAACUGACUAACCAAGGAGGGCAGGGGAAACGCUAGACAAACGCCAUCGUCUGUGUUACACCUCAAGGGACUUGUGAAAAAAAAAUUAAACAAAAUUGAAGAAAAUGUUUAUAGAUGUUCAUUCAUCGUUUGUCUUCUCUAAAUAAAAAAAUAAAAAUGCAA
Messenger RNA from Girardinichthys multiradiatus, 540 nucleotides. RefSeq names its product mitochondrial ribosomal protein S21 (gene mrps21). Lineage: Eukaryota; Metazoa; Chordata; Actinopteri; Cyprinodontiformes; Goodeidae. Gene Ontology annotation, biological process: translation. The record is from RefSeq and is a predicted model, not a curated record. The transcript has 2 exons. The coding region runs from base 80 to 343 and encodes 87 amino acids. Gene Ontology annotation, molecular function: structural constituent of ribosome. Gene Ontology annotation, cellular component: ribosome.